AUGCCAGACCCGUGCCACCUGUCAUGCCAGACUCGUGCCACCUGUCAUGCCAGACUCUUGCCACCUGUCAUGCCAGACUCGUGCUACCUGUCAUGCCAGACUCUUGCCACCUGUCAUGCCAGACCCGUGCCACCUGUCAUGCCAGACUCGUGCCACCUGUCAUGCCAGACCCGUGCCACCUGUCAUGCCAGACUCGUGCCACCUGUCAUGCCAGACUCGUGCCACCUGUCAUGCCAGACUCGUGCCACCUGUCAUGCCAGACUCGUGCCACCUGUCAUGCCAGACUCGUGCCACCUGUCAUGCCAGACUCGUGCCAGCUGUCAUGUCAGACUCGUGCCACCUGUCAUGCCAGACUCGUGCCACCUGUCAUGCCAGACUCGUGCCACCUGUCAUGCUAGACUCGUGCCACCUGUCAUGCCAGACUCGUGCCACCUGUCAUGCCAGACUCGUGUCACCUGUCAUGUCAGACUCGUGCCACCUGUCAUGCCAGACUCGUGCCACCUGUCAUGCCAGACUCGUGCCACCUGUCAUGCUAGACUCGUGCCACCUGUCAUGCCAGACUCGUGCCACCUGUCAUGCCAGACUCGUGUCACCUGUCAUGCCAGACUCGUGCCACCUGUCAUGCCAGACUCGUGCCACCUGUCAAGCAAGACUCGGGCCACCUGUCAUGCCAGACUAGGACCACUUGUCAUGCCAGACUCGUGCCACCUGUCAUGCCAGACUCGUGCCACCUGUCAUGCCAGACUCGUGCCACCUGUCAUGCCAGACUCGUGCCACCUGUCAUGCCAGAAUCGUGCCACCUGUCAAGCCAGACUCGUGCCACCUGUCAUGCCAGACUCGUACCACCUGUCAUGCCAGACUCGUGCCACCUGUCAUGCCAGACUCGUGCCACCUGUCAUGCUAGACUCGUGCCACCUGUCAUGCCAGACUCGUGCCACCUGUCAUGCCAGACUCGUGCCACCUGUCAAGCCAGACUCGUGCCACCUGCCAAGCCAGACUCGUGCCACCUGUCAUGCCAGACUCGUGCCACCUGUCAAGCCAGACUCGUGCCACCUGUCAUGCCAGACACGUGCCACCUGUCAAACCAGACUCGUGCCACCUGCCAAGCCAGACUCCUGCCACCUGUCAAGCCAGACUCAUGCCACCUGCCAAGCCAGACUCGUGCCACCUGCCAAGCCAGACUCGUGCCACCUGCCAAGCCAGACUCGUGCCACCUGGCAAGCCAGACUCGGGCCACCUGCCAAGCCAGACUCGUGCCACCUGUCAAGCCAGACUCGUGCUUCCUGUCAAGCCAGACUAGGACCACCUGUCAUGCCAGACUCGUGCCACCUGUCAUGCCAGACUCGUGCCCCCUGUCAAGCCAGACUCGUGCCACCUGUCAAGCCAGACUAG
This is a messenger RNA of Procambarus clarkii (red swamp crayfish), 1392 nucleotides long. Lineage: Eukaryota; Metazoa; Arthropoda; Malacostraca; Decapoda; Cambaridae. The record is from RefSeq and is a predicted model, not a curated record.